Molecule: messenger RNA, 2515 nt
Organism: Dreissena polymorpha
Lineage: Eukaryota; Metazoa; Mollusca; Bivalvia; Myida; Dreissenidae
Exons: 2
Coding region: 862-1521 (219 amino acids)
Source: RefSeq, a predicted model, not a curated record
AUAAUAGACCUGUUUAUUGUUGGGCCACUGCUGGGCUGGUUUUUCAGUUUUCUUAUUGUUGGUGUUUUUUAACCGAAGUAGCUAAUUUUACAGAUUUAAAAUUUCUUUCUCAUUGUUAUCUACACAAACAAAAGGUUGUAAAUUUUCUCCUUUAAUUAUUUCUAAUCUAUUCUAGUAAAAAGUUAUUAAAUAUGUAAAAUAAAGUUAGAAGCCGGUAGUUAAAAGGUGUUUCUUAGCAAUUCUUGUGAUAUUUAUCAUGGAUGCUGAGUUUACGGGCUGUAGUUUACGGAUUUCUGUACAGUGGUGGGGAAAAAGUGGAUCGGUCACAUGGCGUCUGAUCUAAGCAAUUGUAGUAAGAGCAAAAUCAAUUUCAAGCUUUAUGAGAAAACGUAGUUGAUAUGCAUUCGUGUAUUCAGUGAAAUAACCAUGUUAUACUUAUUUUCUGAAAAUAGGCUAAUAUCUCACUGGCAGUAAGAGGGUAAAUUUCAAUCGAAAUAAAGGAAUUCCCGUGGCGUGUUAAACAAACAUAUUACUUUUGGUCAGCACAAAAAUGUCAAAAUAUAUUUAGCGUUAUUAUUCAAUUUCUGGAGAGUGGGUUGCUUCAGAUUCAAUUAGGGCGGGCACUAUGUUCAGGUUUAUCAUAAACACUUUAAAUGAAUGUUGGUUUUUAUGUAGCGAUAGUAAAAGGAACUUAAUUGUGGCAAUGCGGCAAUAGUCGGUACUUACUGCAGUUAAGAGGUGGUCUUAUGGCGCAUUUAUUUAUAAUUACCAAGACAGUUUGUUGAGUCACGUUUUAGUUCAUAUGCAAUAAAUCUCUAAAAGGUUUGUUAAUUAUUAUAGUGGGUUAGCUAUAAGCCAAAUAUGGCUUUUUUCGGUAUUUACUUAUUAUCUUUAUUGUUUAUUUUAUUGCACACAUGGAAACGCGAAACCGGAAAAGGCGCCGUCCGUCGGUCAAACUACACCAGCAUCCCAGCCAAAACCUACCUGGCACCAGCCAACAACCCCGUCAGCUGCCUUCCACCCAAAUGCCCGAUCAGCUGCCUCCCAACCAACAGCCUGUCCAGCUGCCUCCCAACCAACAGCCUGUCCAGCUGCCUCUCACCCCCAGCCAUCGACUCGGCCAAUGGUCUUCAAACCAACAGUCCGGCCAUCAACCCGACCAGCUGCCUCUCAGUCAACAACUGGGCGACCAGAUGCAGCCUGCAGCAAGCCAGCCAGAUCCGGCUGUUCAAUCGGUUUACUGCUUCCGACUCCAAGCAUGCGUCCAUCCGCCCUGCAGCCAAAGUUCUUUGGCAGUGGCCACCCGUCAUCUCUGGCCCAGCUGGUUUCGAGGUUGGGGAAUUUGGGCCGCUGGGUCAGCGUUGUUGGGUGGCCAUAUGGCAAUCAGUGCCGGAUGGACGCUUUUUACCUGGCACAUUUUUUGGGGAAAAUAUAUAUGAUUUUGUUGGGAGUGCUGAUGGCCGUCACCCGGAGUCAGCACUCAUAUACAAUUUAUUUGUGCAGUUAGUUAUUUGCAGUUAGUUUGGGCUUGCCAUGUUCGCAGGUGGCCCUUGCUGCUUGGAGUCGAGACAUUAUAUGCCAGAACCAUUUUUUAUGUUUUUAUGUUAUAAGGUCCUUUAAUAAAAAGUAAAAAUUUAGUUGAGUUUAUAUUUACUGUGUGAAAAGGGUUAUUCAUCGGAGUUUUCAUAUAGGCUUGCCCAUGUAAUGCUAGGUGGCAGUUUGGGUUUAGUUCUUGGCCUCUACAAUAAUAUGGUCUAUUACUAAAUAAUAGACCUGUUUAUUGUUGGGCCACUGCUGGGCUGGUUUUUCAGUUUUCUUAUUGUUGGUGUUUUUUAACCGAAGUAGCUAAUUUUACAGAUUUAAAAUUUCUUUCUCAUUGUUAUCUACACAAACAAAAGGUUGUAAAUUUUCUCCCCUCCCACCCAACCCAUGUAGUUUGUUUUUACACAGUGUUGUUCUGUCACACUUUACUGCGUCCGUUAUAUAUUUAAAAAUUUGGUCAGGCUAUAGAUUUAUUUUAAGUUUUAUUUGCCUGUCCACAUUAAUUUUAAUAACAUAAGGGGAAACUGAUUGUUUUCCGUACUAGAUUUGGUUUUAGUAUAUUACAUAUUCUGCUGGUUUGAGUUGCGUUUUUCAGUUUGCCGUGUAGACGCAGAGUACCAAACGUCGGAUACAGGUCGGUCACGACUCCACUUCCGAUGGGGCAGUUCGGACACCUCGGGUUUGUCGACAGUCGCUUGAAGUUAACAGUUCCUUGGCAAUCAGUGCCGGAUGGACGCUUUUUACCUGGCACAUUUUUUGGGGAAAAUAUAUAUGAUUUUGUUGGGAGUGCUGAUGGCCGUCACCCGGAGUCAGCACUCAUAUACAAUUUAUUUGUGCAGUUAGUUAUUUGCAGUUAGUUUGGGCUUGCCAUGUUCGCAGGUGGCCCUUGCUGCUUGGAGUCGAGACAUUAUAUGCCAGAACCAUUUUUUAUGUUUUUAUGUUAUAAGGUCCUUUAAUAAAAAGUAAAAAUUUA